UGGAAACGCCCCCACUGGAGAUCCCUAUAUAAAUGGAGGCAAACAGUGGUGCAGCUUUUAGUUUGUACAUUUUAAAUAAACGUUUCGGUUCGGGAUUAUAGUUUAACAACAAAAUCAAGUGUCCAUUUAUAAACUGUGUGCGCAAAAAAUGCAAAUAUCUUAAGGAUGUGUGUGAUAAACAGCAUUGUUGCAACUUGUUGUCUGUUGUUGGUUUCUGUAGUGAAUUUGCCGCCAAUAGUUGAUGCUGAAGAUGCGGCACAAGCAUUACUACAUGCAAAGGAUGAUGGCACUCUAUACUUUGAGUCAGCCGCUGAUCAGAAUAUAACAUUUCGCCUAAUGGGCGAGGCUUCCACGCUACUGAUGAAUGACACCAAUCUAGUCUCAUUAUUGCAACGCCGCCAGCAUUCGUUCGCUCGCGCAGCGUUCUCCGUUCUCCUCGGACGGCCGCUGCUGUCGCUGGAUGCACUCAAGGAACAAUUUCGUGGCGUUCGACGCGAUCUUCAGCGCUUGACCCGAAGGUUUAGCAUUAUGUCCAAUGGCACUCGCCGCACACAACGUGAGCUACGACGGGCUCUUCAACGCGUUCAGACUCUGAAUGAGGCGCUGAACAUUUUAGAAAGCAAAGCAUCAGUGGAUGACUGCAAGUCGAAUCCUUGCAAGAAUGGUGGCAGCUGCUACGAUGCCUUCAGAGGCUUCCAAUGCUUCUGUACCGCGAGCUGGCAAGGACCCACUUGCGAGGUUGAUGUUAACGAAUGCUUCGAUCUGCCUAUCAGUGACUUGGGCUACUGCAUGAAUGGAGCAGAGUGCAUAAAUGAGCCCGGCAGCUAUCGCUGCAAUUGCCGGAAUGGUUUUACCGGCAGCCAUUGUCGACUGCGCCAGAACACCUGUCUGUCCAAUCAGUCCGCGGAAUUGUGUGGCCCGCACGGCACCUGCCUGCCCGCCAGCAGUGCUGCAGGCUAUGUUUGUAUCUGCGAUCAGGGCUGGACAUGGGCGGACGUAAAUGCGACGGCCGCCAGUGCAAGUCCGUGCACGCGAGACUUUAACGAGUGUGCGCCUGAGAUUGAUCCUUGCCACAGCGAAUGCAUCAACUUACCGGGCAGCUUUCACUGUGCGGCCUGUCCGCCAGGCUAUACUGGUGACGGCAAGCAUUGCCAGGACAUUGAUGAGUGCCGUAUUCAGACGCACGGUUGCAGCACGGCACCCACUGUGGCGUGCAUUAAUACGGAGGGCUCUUACCGCUGCGGCCGCUGUCCGCCGGGUUGGCAGGGCAAUGGACGCACCUGCACUGAGGCCAAGUCCAACUCCUGCAAUGGCGAACAAAUCUGUGACCCGCGAGCCAACUGCGAGUACAUCUCGGGCACAGUGGUGUGCACCUGUCCGGCUGGCUUCUAUGGUCACGGCUAUGGACCGUCUGGCUGCACCGAAGAUCAUGAUGCACAGCCCUGCGACAAUCAUCGCUGCGAAAAUAACGGCAUUUGUGCCGUUGUGGGCUUGGGCACCAGCUGCAUCUGUCAGCCUGGCUACACUGGACCACUCUGCCGCGACUCGGACGCCUGUCAUCCGAAUCCCUGCCAGAACGGUGGUACCUGUCGCCUGCUACUCGGCAACCAAUACCAGUGCAUUUGUCCUGCCGGCUUUACCGGCACCUCCUGCUCCCAGGUGCGCAGCUACUGCGGCGCCGUGCUCCGCAAUCAGACGGGCAGCAUAGAGUACCCGCCAAAUAGCGCCAGCUCGGGCUACGAGGCUAGUGAACGUUGCGCCUUCGUCAUACGAACACGUCGAGGUUACGUACUGAAUGUCACAUUUGGCCUGUUCGAUUUGCAGGAUAGUCCAGAUUGCAGCUCGGAUUUUCUGCAGCUGCACGAUGGCAGCACAUUGAUGGCGCGCCAGAUUGGACGCUUCUGUGGUCACCGCCUGCCGUUAGGCAAUGGCAGCGUCGUGACCACGCAGGAUCAGCUCUUCCUGUGGUUCCAGUCCGACAAUGCCACGCAUGCGCAGGGCUUCAAUCUAAGCUGGACCUCGCAGCCGUUGGUCUGCGGCGCAGAGUUGACUCUAAGCGAUCGGCAGUUUGGGGUCUUGCGCUCACCCGGCUAUCCCGGCAAGGCGGCACAAAGCAUUGACUGCCGCUGGCGACUGUCGUCGCCUUAUAGCACGCGUCUUCAGCUGCACUUUUAUGACAUCACGCUUGGCAGCACGUCAGGCAAUUGCACUGCUGCGGACAUGCUGACCGUGCUCGAUGCGGAUAGCAAAUUGUACACUACCUGCAUAUCUGAUCAGCCGGAGCCGCUCUAUAGCUCCUCCAACAGGCUGACAAUUGACUUUCAUACGAAUGCCGGGCGCGCAGAUAGCGCGUUUCAGCUUUACUAUCAAGUGGUAGCCGGCAAUCCCGGCUGUGGCGGCGUCUUCACUGACGCUGAGGGCAUCAUCAGUGGCAACAUAAAUGGCCCCGUCUGCUUAUAUCUCAUUGAACAGCCCGCUGGUAUGCAAGUUGAGUUGCGCUUCCAACGCAUCAAGCUAAUGUCCGAGUCCUGCGCGCUGCAGAAGCUUGAGAUAUUUGAUGGAAGCAGCGAUGAGCAACCGCUGCUGAAGCGCUUCUGCGGACAGCCAGAGGAAACCGAAUUGCUGCCAAUCACCUCCACUGGCAAUUCUAUACUCAUUCGUUAUGAGUUCAAAUUGGAAGGCUUCGGCAGUGGCCUGAGAUAUGAGCUGAGCUACAAGAGACUUUGCAUUGCUAAUCUUACAUAUCCUUCUGGCGUUAUAACAACUCCCAACUAUCCAAAUGGCUACUUGGAGAAUACCACAUGCAGUUUUAUCAUUAUUACUCGACCGAAUACCAAAGUUCGUAUUAACAUAACUGAUCUAUCUAUGGACACCACGGCUGCAGAUCAGACUCAAAAUGGUAUCUAUGAUGAAAGUCUGGCAACCUAUUUGGAUGUUCAUCUCUCUCGCAAUGUGAGCGAAAAGCGGCGAUUUUUUAAAAAUAUGACCAACAUGUUGCUUGUAUCAACCGAUAAUUUGGCACGCGUUGAUUUUCACGGCGCCAGGAAUCGCAAUAGAGCACGUGGCUUACGUAUGGAGUAUACAUUCAUCUCUAGCCAAUGUGGCGGUACAAUGAUUGCUCCAAAACAAUCAUUCCGACUUAUAACUCAGUCACGCGAGUGUCGGUGGGUCAUUGAAGCGCCAGGUCCUAAGGAAUUCUCCAUAAAUAUCGUCGCUUUAAGCGUAAUGACGAAUAAUACGAUUAACGUCUAUGACAAUAGCACGGGCUGUGGUGGAUUCUCUUCAGCUCGCUAUGGCGUAAUUAAAUCACCCAAUUGGCCCAGACGCUAUGGCGCAUCUGAGAACUGUACAUGGAUAAUAAACGCACCGUUGGGACAACAAAUUGAGCUGGUGGUGCAUAACUUUACUUUGGAAUCAGACUGCACUGCUGAUUAUUUGGAAAUAAGAAAUGGCAACGGCGAGAGUUCUCCACUAAUUGGUCGCUAUUGUGGUCGAAAGAUUCCAUCACGUAUACCGUCCUUUGGCAAUGCUUUGCACGUGCGCUUCCUUUCGGAUAUGGAUACAGAACUAGCUGGGUUCUAUUUGCACUGGCAGACUGUGGCCACUGGCUGCGGUGGCAUUCUCAACUCUCCAGUAGGUGCUAUACACUCACCACACUACCUGGGAUCCAAUCGUGGUGCUGUAUCCUGCGACUGGCAGAUCACUGUGGCUCAGGGCUCGACCAUUCAACUGCAGCUGAACGCUCACGAUGACAACUUGUGCAAUGGCCAAGUCACGCUAUAUGAUGGCCCCAACACAGGCAGUGCUCGCCUGCCCUUGAACUGCAGCAGCGAAGGACCCAGUGAGCUGAUGCUACGCUCUAGCGGGAAUUGCGUGCUAGUGCGCUAUGAUGUGGACAAUGAGUCGCCCGAUGGCGUUAGCUUUGUGCUAAACUAUACCGCCAAUUGCAAAGUGCGACUGGAGCAGCUAAGCGGCGCCAUUGAAACGCCUAAUUUUCCGGAGAACUAUCCACCCAACACAAACUGCGAGUGGGAUAUACGCGCCGUCACUGGUGGCAGUCACCUGCGCUUGGCCUUCUCACAUCUGAGCAUGGAACUUUCUGCAUUGACAGAUCAAUGUGAAUUUGACUCUCUCAUACUCAGUGACUAUCGCGAUGAGCAGUUGCUAAGCGAGACGCGUCUUUGCACUGCCAAGGACCAGACUAUCGACAGCAAGGGCAACCGGCUACUGUUGCGUUUUUCUAGCGAUUCGACUUUCCAAGAGCAGGGAUUCCAUGCGGAGUAUCAGCGUAUCGGCUGCGGUUCAGAGCUGCUGGGACCAGGCGGUUACUUUACAUCGCCAGGCGCUCCGUUCGGCCUGAAUCUAGACUGUGAUUGGCAUAUCAUUGUGCCCGAGGGCUAUCAGGUGCGUCUCGUCAUUCCCGAGCUGCACAUUGAGACCAAUCAACGUGACUGCAAUCAGAAUAUGCUUACCGUACUUGGCGGCGGCAACUCCUCCGCCAUUCUAUACCGCAGCUGUCAUGUGGAGAGCUCCACACAAAUAUUGACAGCACCUGCCAACGAGCUGCAUAUUCGCUUCCGCACCGACGCCAAUCCGGGACGCAAGUACUUUAGAGCCACCUAUAUGCAGGUACCGGCCACUUGUGGCGGACGAAUUAUCGGCAGCAACGGAAUUAUCACUUCGCCCAACUAUCAUGAUGGCAAUAAUGAUGCUUACGCAUCUGAUGUGGAGUGCGUUUGGACUAUUGAUAUAUCUCCGGGCUAUGCAUAUAGAAUAAGAGCCGAGGCAUUUAACCUAACUUCUUCUCCCAACUGCUCGGAAGCUAGCUUGAAUUUUACGCUAAUACGUAAGGACGGAGUAUCUGGUAGGCUUGAUCUGGCACGAUGUGGGGCAGAGCUAUUACCUCAGAUAAACUUUUCUCAAAAUCUGCGAAUUGACUUUAAGGCGAAGGCGGGCAGCUAUGGCAAAUUCGCUUUGCGUUACCAGCAGAGCUGCGGCGGUCCGCUGUAUGAAGAUGAGGGCUAUAUGCGAGCGCGGUUGGAUGAGGUCUGUAGGUGGUAUUUUACGGGAAAGCAGAACGGUAAAAUCAUCCUAAACAUUUACCAAUUGGAGUGCUCAAAUGCCCGCCAACGCAGUGGACUGCAUAUAUCGAAUGGAGUUAAUAUGGUUCCGUACUCUAGCAUAUGCGAGGAUCAUCCGACUACUCUGGUGAUUCCCACCAACAAUGCAGUUGUGAUAGCCAGAGGUAUCGCUUUCUCAGCGCAGUACAGCACAUUGGAAAACUCCUGUGGCGGUGAGAUACGCUCGGUGCGCGGCCUGCUAAGCUCUCCCAAUUACCCGGACACUUAUCCGUCGAAUGUCGAGUGUAUUUGGCAAAUAGUGCCGCCAGCGGGUAACGGUAUUGAAAUGAGCUUGCAGCUAUUGGAUAUAAGUCCAUCGGAGCACUGCAAUGGAGAUUUCCUAGAAGUGCGUGCCGGACUGCAAGGCGCGCUGCUUGGACUCUACUGCGGCAAUAAGCUGCCCGAACAAUCUUUGUACACAAGGUCCAGCGCCUGGAUCAAGUUCCGUAGCCUGCCCGGUAGUAGUGGCAAGGGCUUUAAGCUGCACUGGAGCUAUUUGCAUGAAAACGAAUUUACGAACGAGACAAGUGGCAUCAUCGAGGCACCACCAACGCUAGCCGUAAAGAACGCUGAUGAACCAUACAGUUGGCGUAUUCUCUCGACGCGUGGUACGCGAGUCGUGCUAGAGCUCAAGGAGUACUACUCGGGCUUGCUGCUGUACGAUGGCUUCGAUGAUACAGCACAGCGCAUACGCAUAGAAGCAUCGCCUUGGCAGUUCAUAUCGAGCAGCAACGUGCUCUACCUGAAGACACGAAACGAGGAGUUCUAUCACUUCCUGCUCCACUGGCACACCAUCGACGAGUCUGGCUCGUUGAAUGCGCAGAGCAGUGAAUGCAACCAGACGCUGAUUGUGCGUGCGAACCAAGUGGUAGAGAUUAAAUCUCCAGGCUAUCCGCAUGGCUAUAGCAACAAUUUGCGCUGUGAGUGGACCUUGAAGGCGGAGGAUCCAACGCGGCACGUUUAUGUGGAACUGGAGGAUGUGAAUCUGGAGCAGAUGAUAUCCUGCAUGGCGGAUCACUUAAGUGUCUUCAGCUCCACAAAUCUGGUCAACUGGCAGCUGCAGCAAUCGGAUAUUUGUCAACUGCCCACAGAAGAGUCCAAGCGUAAAAUAAACGGCACGCCCUAUUUGCAGUUGCGAAUGGAGACGGAUUCAUCAGUAAAUGGCACUGGUUUCAAAGCCUUUGCCCAUAGCCGCUGCGGAGCCAACAUGACAGGUGCAGUGGGCACCAUUGUGGGCAAGCCGUUUAUGUGGGCCAGGCUCACUAACAGCGGCGGCAGCUGCGAAUAUCACAUCGAGGUGCGUCCGGGACGUGUUAUUGAUAUACAAAUCGAAUACAAUGGCCCAGCUGCCGUCAGCAAUUGUCAUGUCUAUGGUAUUAUCCAUGAUGGCAUCGAUGGGCAGUCGCCACUGAUGGAGAAUGGCAAGUUCUGCAAUCAAGUGGGCUUCGCCACCAGAAGCUAUCGAACCAGCGGACCACAUGCCUUCAUCCGGUACACUGUCAAUGGCUUGGGGCUAGAUACGCUGGAUGCAUUCUGGAAUCUUACGUAUCGCGAGUACCGCACUUGUGACAUGGAGGUGCGUCUAACGGAUGUGGCCAGCAGCUACAACAUAAGCACGCCUGGUUAUCCGUAUUAUCCGCAUCCACACUCCGACUGCACGUGGCUGGUGAUGGCGCCGGCUGGCGAGACAAUCCUCGCCAGUUUUGUGGAUGACUUUGCAAUGAGCACUGCCCACUGUGAUGACGAGUAUGUGGAGCUAUUUGAUGGCUCCACUAUGAUAUCGCGUCGCCUCCUCAAGACCUGCCGCCGGCCCUCCACCGUGCGCAGCUCCUCCAACCUGCUGCUGGUGCAUUACCAAACCGAGCUCGCCGAGCCUCAUGCAGGCUUCAAGCUGAAUGUUUCGCUGAGUCGCUGUGGCGGGCUCUUCACCGAUCGCCAGGGCACCAUCAAGUCCGAACAUUAUCCUGCCCUAGGCGGCUAUCCCAAGGCAGCCACAUGCGAGUAUAUUAUCAGGCAAGCCGGCGAUAGAAACAUCAAGCUCAACUUUAGCGAUCUGCAUCUGCCCUUUGACAACUCGCAAGCCAAUCCCGAGUCGUUGGAUCGUAUUGAAAUCUUGGACUUGAGCAAUCUGGGCAUGCUGCUCAUAACACUCUAUGGCAAUGAGAGCAUGCCCCACACCUUGAACUUUGACACCAAAGAACUUAUGCUGCGCUUCAUCACAAAGCAGGCGAAUAAUAAAUAUCGCGGUUUCAUGCUGCAGUACUCAACUGUCGGAUCGGUGUGUUAUCGCGAUAUAAAUGCCGUAUCCGGCAUACUGGAGUCGGAAGCAGGGUCCGGGUUACCUCUAUUGCGACGUACCUGUGAGUGGAAAAUAACAGUGCCCAAGGGUCAGCGUGUGCGCCUGGAGCUGCUCAAUGCGGCAGACUUUCGUGGCACGAUGCCCAUGCCCAUCAGCCCGCGACUUCGCUUUGGGUCUUCAUACUGGGUUCGAAGAAUGAUGAAUCGGGGCUUAGUGCUCUACAACAAUGUGGAAAAGACGUCCAUAAUUAAUGAAAUAGCGCUGUCCAGUUACAAUGGCAGCGGCACCUUCAUGUCCACGGAUAACUUUAUGCUGGUGCGGAUUGGGAACAAUCUAAGGAUUGGAUUACGCGCGCGCUUCAGCUCCCGGGAGCCAUCGCUCUGUCCGCCAGAUAUUGGCGCACACAGCUCGGGCACGCUGACCAAUCAGGAACUGUUGCCGCUCAGCCAACAUUACUGCACAAUUCGCUUCAGUGUGCAGCCGGGCGAGACGCUGCGCUUCAAACUGGUGGCGUAUGAGCAGCAGCCAACGAUAGCUAGCUAUGCGAAAUUUACAGACGACCAGUGGAGCAGACGCCUGAAGAUGUCCAGCGACGGCAGCCUCGCUGUAGUGAGCACAGUGGGCAGCAUUACGCUGAUGCGUGAGCAAUCGGAUAAUGGCAGCACGCCACAUUUUCGUGCCACAUACGAGCGGCAUGCAUGUGGUGGGCAACUGGAACUGGCGGAGGGCAGUAAGAUUGAGUUGGCGCAGCUGCGCGAGGACUCUGGCGAGUUGGAGUGCCUCUGGUUGUUGCGCAGAAGCAGCGACUAUCUGCUGGAGGGCAACGCCAGCUUCAGCGACAGCUGCGAGCGUGAAUAUCUCAGCCUGCGCAGCGUUAACUCCGAGCAUGAGCUAUGGCGCCUCUGCCGCGACAAUUUGCCACUCAAUCUGACGCGGCUGCAGAGCUCACAGUACCGGCUGCUCUAUCAUGCGACGGACUACAAGGCAAGCGGCAGUCAGUUCCAGCUGCAGUUCACUCGCGCGCAAGCUCUCGCCGGACUGGGCAGCAUUGUUGUGGUGCGGGAUGCGCCAACGCCGCCGGUGCUGGUGGAUGCGCGUAGCUAUAGAGAUAACAUGGAGCUGUCGUGGGAGUUCCGCAGCAAUGCACAGACUACCAUGCGCCUGAAGUUCCUCGACAGAUUCUUCAUUGAGAUGUCGCCAAACUGCAGCAACGAUCAGCUGGAGGUGCUGCAGCUACAAAGUGUUGGCGUCUGGCAGCCACUGGCCACCUACUGUGGACGCGAACUGCCUGCGCCGCUGCUGGUGCAAGCCCUAAAAAUGCGCGUCGUUUUUCGCACCAAUGCCAAUGUAACCGCUGACGGAUUCAAGUUUGUAGUGGAGCCCAUCUGUGAUAUUCGACUAGAGGCUAAGGCCGAACUGCAACAUGAGUUCAGAAUCCAUAGAUUCCACAGAGAUACUAACAACUGCAGCCUGGAGUUUUACACUCCCUCACAGCAACAGCUGCUGGUGAGCAUUGAUAACGACAUUCCCUGCACCUUGGCAUACUUUGAGCAGCACGGCGGAGAGCUGCAGCAGCCUGUACGCCACUGCGCGCCCUUUCGACUGCACGGCUAUCACAGUCUGAAGCUGCGUGUGGUAUUUCUGAAAAGACCGCAGAUAGCCCAGCUGGAUUACCAGCUGCUUGGGUGUGGCGGCAACUACAGCGCGCCGUUUUCUCUACAGCCGCCGCACUCGAUGUCAGGAGACGCAAUAAACUGCAUAUGGCGGGUACAGGCGCCGCCCCAGCAUGCCAUCUAUCUGAGCUUCAAGCGCUUCCAACUGGUCGAGAGCAUGCACUGCGACUUUGCGCACCUAAGCGUCUACAAGGGCUUCGUGGAGAGCGUGCCACAGCGUGUGGCGCGCUUGUGUCGCAAUCUCACGGACACCAUUGUCAUGGUGGAUAACAAUCAGGCGCUGAUACACGCCAAUCUGCCCAGCUAUGGGGACGGACUGGGCUUCUUGGCCAGCGUCAAGUUCACGCCCAAUUGCAAUGAACGCCUGGUGCUGGGCGAGGGCAACGAGCGCAUGAGCCUAACGCGUCACUUUUCUCGUCGCGGCGUCAACGGAAGCAGCAGUGAGCAGCUGCUUUGCUAUUUCCGCGCCAGCGGCACGCCUGGACAACGUUUGUCCGUCUGGCUCAAGACUUUGAGUCUCAACCAGCGGCUCUGUCGCACGUGCAGCGCUCUGGAGCUUAUCGAUGGCUUUGACAGCAACAGCGCCAGCUUGGGCAGAUACUACGGCGUGGUUGGCAAUGGCAGCAGAUUCUUUAGCACUGGUUCUGAUGUGCUAAUCAAGCUGACCAGUGAACUGACUCUGCCGCUGUCCAGCGACAUUGAAUUUGAGAUUGUUAUCGAACUGGCGCCCACAGUGUGUGGCCAGCUUGACUAUGAUUUGCGCCUCAAUGAUACUGUUAAGCUGUCACUGCACUCAGGCAAUAUAUCCAGCAGCUACGGUAGUGUUCACUGUACCUGGCAUAUUAAGUCAGACCAACAGCUGGAGCUGCAGCUGGUCUCGCUUCAAUUGCAGUCUGUUUCACAAGUAACGGGCAAGUGCAUUGAUUAUUUGCAGCUCAGUGUGCCUUUCGAAAGCGCCAAAUAUUUCUGUGGUCGCUCGAACAGCACUGUUCUCUAUUUAAGCAAUGAUUUCGAUUUGACGUUCCACACUCAGGACCAGGAGUCAAGCUUUGACUUUGAUAUAAUCAUUAGGCAAAAGACAACUUGCAAUCGCACCCAUAACGCUCUGAGCGGCUUGAUUGACUACAACAUCAAGGACCUAGGCUACUGUUAUCAGGACCUGCUUGUACCGCAAGACUAUUUCCUAACUCUGCACAUUUACUAUUUGAGCUUUAAUGCAGCUGAAAACAAUAUUACUUUCAAUCUGACGGAUCUAAUGACAAACAGCACCAUUCGCAGCAUAAGAUCGGAGCCACAAUUUCAAAUGGAUAUAGACGUAUAUGCCAAGACGAAUGCUCUGCGCCUUUUGGGUCGAGGAGCGCAUAUGUUGCGGCUUUUCUAUUAUGCAACACCUCGUCAACUGCGCCAUGGCUGUGGCGGCAAUAUAAACACGCUUGAAGGUCGCCUGAUGAACCCGAACUACAACAAUCGUAAUUAUUCGGAAUGCAUUUGGCAUCUAAUUUCACCAGCUGGCAACAACUUUCAGUUUGCUUUGAGUGAAUUUAACAUGGGCUCUGACGUUAAUUGUCCACUGGACUAUGUCAAGUUUUACGAAGUCGAGCCUGACAAUAGCGAAAAGUUGAGAAAUUCCUUCUGCGGCCAACACGAGUUUCAAGUCGUCCGUAUAAAUGCGCAUCACAUAAAGAUUGUGGCCAAGAAGUCACCCAACUUUGAUGGAACUGGUUUUCAUAUAGACUUCAGUCCCAGUGGCUAGGAAGAUACCUAAUCAAUGGCCCGACUUUUGUAAAUACUACAAAUAAAUUUAAUAAUAACGUUAAUAACUCCUAGAAUGUAAAACUAGAACCUUUUUGUUACAUUUUCUUCAUGCUUGAUUUUGAAAAUUGUGGAAUAAAUGGUUUUUUUCAUACCAUUCAUCCCAAUAUUCCAUAAAUAAAAAGUCGUGUAACA
Molecule: messenger RNA, 11039 nt
Organism: Drosophila busckii
Lineage: Eukaryota; Metazoa; Arthropoda; Insecta; Diptera; Drosophilidae
Product: cubilin homolog
Exons: 18
Coding region: 166-10845 (3559 amino acids)
Molecular function (GO): calcium ion binding
Source: RefSeq, a predicted model, not a curated record